GGCGCCGCCCUUCAUCUGCUCCCGUGAUGGCGCCAGAUCCACAUCCACAGCCAUGGCGCCGGCGCCCAUGGAGUGACCGUGUGCUUUUCUCCAUAGACAUGGAGCUCCCACAACACACCAUGGAAGGCCUGGAGCUCCUUCUCACGGCAGGUGCACCGCGUACAGGAGGGAAGACCAACGCUCCUCCGGGUCUGCUUCUUCCCGGGUCGCCGUUGCUCCACGGAAGGAGAAGCUCAGGCUGCCACCACACAAAGGGAGAGGAACCCAAGAUGAAUCUAUCCCGCCUUACUGUCCAUGACCCGACGACAAAGACAGCUACUUUGAGCCUAGAGAUAGGCCUCCUCGACGGUGUCUGAUCAUCACAGGUUCUGUGUGCAGAUUCUGUGCAGGUUGAUUUAAGAUUAUCAAUCUCAGGUUUGACUUGCUCUUCACUGUAAGAUCUUUCAUGCUUGGUUUUUUUCAUUCGCCAAUCAUUUCAAUGAAUACAUGGUGUUUCAAGUUAUGGCCAACUAGUCUUGGUUUGGGAAAAUAAAAAUUACUGAUUAUGAUUAAUGACACAUGAUAAAGUUUGUUACCACAAGUUUGUCCCUUUCUUCCUAUGUAUAGUUCAAAGUGGUAUAACGCAGCAUGCCAGCAUUCAGUUUUUUUAUAAUCCUUUAGGAGGGAAGAAUUGCCUGCAUUCCGUUUUUUUAUCAUCCUUUAGGUGAGAAGAAUUGUCUGGUUUCUAGGUUCCCUGUAUGCACAACAAGAAAAUGUUUGUGGAACUAAGUUCUGUGUUGUCAAAUGUAGAGUGACAGUUACAAAAUCAUAGUUACAUGUACAUCGACCAGCCUUAAAAUUAUUCCAUAGAUUGAGGAAUGUGUUGCUGAAAGUAUUGGUUUUUGAUUGUCAAGUAGAAGGUUUUGUAUGUCAUGGCCUUGUCCGUGCCGCCUUGGACCGGGCCGCAACGUCGAAUAUGUCGUCCAUGGCCUCUUGCGCCACCACCACCAUUUCUGCCUCGCACUGCAUCAACCCCCUCCUUCACCAACCAACGAUCAAACCUGUGAUGCUGGCUUCCCUGGAUUCCUUCGGUUCAAGUUCCGCACCGAUUCAUCCACCACAUGGUGCGAUUUCUUUGGUGCCUUCUAAAAGCAAGCACAAUUUUCUGCCCCUUCCUUUAUUCUAUUAUACCCACUGAUUGGUGAUCUCCAAGUGCUAGCUAGAAACCGGUUUGUUUGGGGAAUGCUUCAUGGUUAGGUAAUUGGUUCACAGGUAAUUGGUUCACACAUAGGAGCGACAUACCUCAUCUCUUCAUGUGCAAAUAUAAUCCAAGAGAUUGUCUAUUCCUGUGUGUUCUCCAUCGAGAUGUUAACUGAACUUUGAAAUAAAUUGGUUAUUUACUUCUAUUGAGUUAUUUCAAACCUGAGAACUUGGGGUUGUUUAGAGUUAGAUAUUUUGUAGAAGUUUGUCGUGCUGCCAUAGUACUGACAAGUCACAAAUUGAUAAUAGAUAUUUAGAUGGAUCUGAUUGAGUUACCGCUACAAUACUGACUCUAAUUAGCAUUACUAGCAUAUUUAUCAUUUCCUUAACUAUUAAUAACUUAUGUAAUGUUCUAAUCAACUACAAAAUAUACGUGCAAACAAACCCAUUGGUGUUCAACUUGGCCUUUAUGUGACGAACAUUGAAUCAUUGAUGCAUUUAUAUCUCCGUUCGCUGGGUACAGAGUUCCAUAUUUCGAGAAGAAGGGCUUCAGACUUUCUUGGGUUUAUGAAGUGAAAGAACUAUGGUAGCCAUCCAGUUCUUUUUGGGGUUUGCACAUGAAUCCUACAUCUUCCAUAGGAUUUUUAAAUUUUUGUUUGCGUCAGGAUUAUGACAUGGAUUUGGUUAUUGCAACAGCUUAUUUACCCCCUAAUUCCCUUUACUUUUGUUUGAUAUUGUGUACAUAUCAAUGCAUGUUUAGUCACUUGAAUUCAGAACAAAGAUAUGGUACACUGGACACAAAAGAAAGGAGUAGAUAGAUAUACAGAUUCAGAUGCUAUAGUUUCUGUGGAUGCGAAGCAGGAAAGUUCUAGGUAAAAGUGAAUCUGAUAGGGGGAAAACGAAGGCUUGUUUGCCUAUUAGUUAUUUUUUUGUUUUAUCAUUGUCGGCACCUUAUCUAUCUGUAACAUGUGACCUGUGCAACUUCAAAAGUGUUGGGCAAUAAAAAUUCUGUGUAACACAUGUUUUGUAUGCACUCUGCCUAUGCUUAGUAUAGAAACUAUGCAUAGAUGUUACUCUCUUUUUUGUGGCCUUGUGUAGUAUAUAUUGUAAAUAAAUUAUCAUGAACAAUUGUGCCUUUCACUUUUUCUGUAGCAUACUGAACCUUUGCGCUAUUGCUUUCAUUGUAUAAACGUAUGAAAUACAAAACGUCUCAUAUCAGGUUGGAUAUGACCGGGGCAGGUGGGGUGUGGCAAGCUGCACUUCUUAUCUAGUUAGUAUGCUAGCGGAAGCUUUCUUCCCUGUGUUGUUACUUCUUACAGCUAUUUUUAAAUAUACAUCCUCAAUUUUUUAUUGUUCCAGCAAAUAAUAAUUGGUGGAUUUAAUUUUGCAGUUCCAUGUUGCAACUCUUCUGACUUCUGAAAUAUUUUUACGGAGCUAAAAUUUUCUUCUGUGUAAUAUAUUUCUCUGGAGGUACAACGAUUAGUACUACAUGCAGAUCUAAUACAAGGGAGGCCUUGAUGGAGGUGCGAGAGUGGAAGGAAGUGCUCAGAUGGGACACUCAAUUACUUCAGUCCAUCAAAUCUUGAAAACAUAUUUCUAUCGCAUAAGAAAUUGCUUAUCUCCAUCCUUAAUGUGUAUUACAAAUGCUUUGCGUUAA
Messenger RNA from Triticum dicoccoides, 2836 nucleotides. RefSeq lists its product as uncharacterized. Lineage: Eukaryota; Viridiplantae; Streptophyta; Magnoliopsida; Poales; Poaceae. Bases 27 to 356 code for a protein of 109 amino acids. The transcript is spliced from 4 exons. The record is from RefSeq and is a predicted model, not a curated record.